Messenger RNA from Liolophura sinensis, 1869 nucleotides. Its product is annotated as low-density lipoprotein receptor-related protein 4-like. The record is from RefSeq and is a predicted model, not a curated record. The coding region runs from base 1 to 1869 and encodes 622 amino acids. NCBI's taxonomy places the organism in Eukaryota, Metazoa, Mollusca, Polyplacophora, Chitonida, Chitonidae. The transcript has 12 exons.
AUGUGGUAUUUAUUUUGGACGGAGGUUGGUGGCACUUCACUGAUAAAGCGUGCCAGUCUGGGAGGAGCAUCUCCGCAGGUCUUAGUGCUGGACGGUCUGUACCAACCCCGAGCCUUGACCAUUGAUAUUGCCACGGGAAGGAUCUACUGGGUGGAUAGGGUGAAGGAAACUGUGGAAUAUUGCAACAGUGAUGGCCAAGACCGCAAUGUUCUUCGGAAAAUGAACUCAGUGAAAUUCUUUGGCAUCGCGCAUUACAAGAAUUUCCUGUUUGUGACUGACCAGACACAUGACGAAGUGUUGAUGUUACAUUCAACUUCCGGUGCCAUUGUUGAGAGGAUCGACAGUGAUGACGGAAGUCCGAGAAGUAUAGCAGUGUACGCCAAGGAAAACCAACCUGCUCUAAAAAAUCUUUGCAGAGAGUUAGACUGUGAACACUUCUGUGUAAAAGAUAACCCCACCUCCGCUAAGUGUCUGUGCCAAGAUGGAUUUACCUUGUCUGCAGAUGGUCGAUCUUGUGCAGGCUCCACUGUGUAUUCCCCACGGCUAAUCACCUUCGCGAACAAAACGCACGUGUGUCUAGCGAACAUGACCGCAACACUUGUGGACGUCACGAUUAGGCCUAUAUGUCCGGUUUUUAAUGGUUCAGACAUUACUGCUGUCUCGGCAGACUCUAAACACCGGAGGAUUUUCUAUGCAGACAAGGCCACACAGCAAAUCUCCAGCGUAGACCUCAACAGUGGAGAAUCCAAAGUGAUAGUCACUUCAGCUGGAACCGUUGAAGGUCUGAGUUAUGAUUGGCUCACUGACAUAAUCUACUGGACGGACUCUGGUGCGAAUCAAAUCAAGUCUUACGCAGUUGGUGCUGGUGGUCCGGUAACGGUGGUUCUCUCAUUACAUAAUACAUUGGGACCUCUUACCCUUGACCCAUUCACAAGACAAAUCUUCUGGAUCAGCCAGCCAACCGGAGGUAUCAAAAGUGCCUCCUAUAAAGACUCAGACUCGGUGAAAACUCUGGUGUCCUCCGGUAUCAACCCUGCAGGUAUUCAUUGUGAUCCAGUCAAACAAAAGUUAUUCUGGACUGACAGAAAUAAAGUGAACAGUGUGUAUACAAACGGGACUGGUGCCAAAACAGUCAUUACAACAGAUCUCAACCACAACAGAGGCCUGGUGGUGCACAAGGAGCUGGUGUUUUGGACAUCGUAUGGACCGUCUGCGUACAUCGACGCAGGGAACCUUUAUCACAAAGUUCGUACAACACGCUCAACUUUUGCCUCUCAACCACUGGUGGACCUGGACAUUUUAGACAAUUAUGUCCGACAACAAACGAGAGGCGUGUGUUUUGAAAAUGGCGGAUGCGAUCACUACUGUGUACCAACAGGGGGGGCCACCAGGGAGUGUAGGUGUGAGCUGGGUUUUAAGCUACAGACGGAUGGACAGACGUGCAGCACAGAAUUUCUGUCAGUAGACCACUUUCUCGUGGCAGACUUGAUUGCUGGGCGUUUUUAUCAAGUUGACAUAAACACUGGGAAUGUGAGCGGGACUUUUAAGCCUGGAGGAGGCAGUGAAACUGUGUCCGUGAAUCCCGACCACAGUAUGGUUUACUGGUCGGACUUCGUACAAAGAGAAAUUCGCUCCAGUGAUCUAACCGGAAGCAACAUGAAAACAGUUUUCACCCUAGGAGAUAAAGUGGCUAGCCGAUUGGCGGUGGACGAUGCGACUGGGAACAUUUACUUCUCUGCCAACCCUCCUGGCACGGUGUAUGGUUUAAGUUAUAUUGCUGUCGUUACUCCUGACGGCAAGUCGAAGAAGACUUUAGUUAAUAAUCUUAGUAGGGCUCGGGCGGUGGCACUCUACAGCUCCAAGGGGUAG